CUUUGCACAGGCGUCCCAGCUCCUUGCCCAGCCUCUCCUGCCUCUUGAGGAGCCCAGGAAAAAAAAAAAAGAACUGAACCAAAACAUUGAGCCCAGAGUCAAGUGUUCAUGAGACUCGGGAUUUUGGGGAAUUAAGAGAAUUUAUCUCUUCUGACACUAUGGACCACAUGCAGAUCUGUUGAGAAGAGGAAAGAACAGGGAGACGCACACAGCAGGCACCUGCCACGGAGACAGUCAAAACCAUCGCUAUUUUGGGGAGUAAGGCCGGAAGAGGUCCGUGCCGUAAAGCAGACCAGUUCACAGACUCCCCGUGGUUGUUACUGCUUUUCUAGAUCUCUCUGAAACCACCAUGGACUCGCUCAGAACAGCCACCACUCAAUUUGGGUUUGAUCUUUUCAAAGAGCUGCAGACAUCAAAGGAUGGCAAUGUCUUCUUUUCCCCCCUGGGCAUCUCGACUGCCAUUGGCAUGCUCCUGUUGGGGUCCCAAGGGGCCACUGCCUCCGAAUUACAGAAGAUAUUUCACUCUGAGCAAGAGACAGAAAGCUCCAGCAUAAAGGCUCACGAAAAAGAGGUUGAGAAGACAGAAGAGAUACAUCACCAAUUCCAAAAGUUUUUGACUAAAAUAAGUCAGCUCCCUAAUGAUUAUGAACUGAAUAUAGCCAACAGGCUGUUUGGAGAAAAAACAUAUCUCUUCCUUCAAAAAUACUUAGAUUAUGUUGAAAAAUAUUACCAUGCAUCUCUGGAACCUGUUGAUUUUUUAAAUGCAGCAGAUGAAAGUCGAAAGAAGAUUAAUUCCUGGGUUGAAAGCCAAACAAAUGAAAAAAUCAAGGACCUCUUUCCAGUUGGCUCCUUUAAUGGCUCCACCAAGCUGGUGCUGAUUAACACAGUUUAUUUCAAAGGGCAGUGGGACAGGGAGUUCCAGAAAGAAAACACGAGGGAGGAAGAGUUCUGGCUGAAUAAGAGCACAAGCAAACCCGUGCAGAUGAUGGCCCAGUGCCACUCCUUUGACUUCAAGCUCCUGGAGGACCUACAGGCCAAAAUUGUGGGGAUCCCCUAUAGCAACAAUGACCUCAGCAUGUUCGUGCUUCUGCCCAAUGACAUAGAUGGUCUGGACAAGAUUAUUGACCAACUAUCUCCAGAGAAGCUGAUAGAAUGGACUCGUCCCGAGCACAUGGAGGAACGGAAGGUGGAUCUGCGCUUGCCCCGCUUCCAGGUGGAGGAGAGCUAUGACCUUGAGCCGGUGCUGAAGGUCAUGGGCCUGCGCCACGCCUUCGAGCCCGGCGCCGACUUCUCGGGGCUGUGCGCGCGCUCGGGGCUGCACGCGCAGACGUUCCUGCACCGGGCCUUCCUGGCGGUGACCGAGGACGGCGCCCAGGCGACGGCUGGCACCGGCAUCGGCCACACGGUGUCAUCAGCCGCAGGCUGUGAACGCGUGCACUGCCACCACCCUUUCCUGUUCUUCAUCAGACACAGGGCGUCCAGCAACGUGCUCUUUUUCGGCAGGUUCUCUUCUCCCUGAUCGCCAGGGCCGGGGCGGGGUGGCUUCCCUCGGAAAGCAAGCAGCAAGCGCCGUGGAAAUCACCGUGCGCUGAAGGGCCGUUUCUUUUUGCGUGCGCUCCAAGCUCGGACGGAAUCCACGGUGUCGUCGUGCGUUUCCAUCGCUUUCCUUGGAAGUGA
Messenger RNA from Jaculus jaculus (lesser Egyptian jerboa), 1677 nucleotides. It is a transcript of the gene Serpinb13, whose product is annotated as serpin family B member 13. Gene Ontology annotation, molecular function: serine-type endopeptidase inhibitor activity. Lineage: Eukaryota; Metazoa; Chordata; Mammalia; Rodentia; Dipodidae. The coding region runs from base 350 to 1519 and encodes 389 amino acids. The record is from RefSeq and is a predicted model, not a curated record. The transcript has 9 exons.